GUCCAAGAGAAGUGUAGCCGAAACAGGUAAAGGAUUUAUUGAAGGCGAUGUUAGGUGUAUUGUUAAAAUCUAGAACAAAUCCUAAUUCUGAAUUAUAGUGAGGCAAGGUUGGCGUUGCUUCAAGCCUUUAUACUUCAUCCCCAUAAGCUUUCCACAGCCCGCGGGGACAAUGACAUUAGGAAGGGGCGCAAACGGGGUAACGUUAAUUUGGACCCUUUUAUUUCUAUCUGCCCUCUGCCUACCAACGGUCCAUUCCCAUGGAGCCGAUCAUGGAGAGUCACAGGGGGGUGAUCAGGAUAGCCACCCACCCAUUAUACGCUUGGACAAGAAUAUGGUCCAGGACAAAGAUCACAUCAUGGAGCACCUGGAGGGGGUGAUUGACAAGCCGGAGGCGGACAUGUCUCCCCAGGAGCUGCAGCUGCACUACUUUAAGAUGCACGACUACGAUGGCAACAACCUGCUGGACGGGCUGGAGCUGGCCACUGCCAUCACACACGUGCACAAGGAGGAACGAGGAGAGGACAGUCAGCCAAUGAAGGAGGAGGACUUAAUCAGCCUUAUUGAUGACGUUCUGCGAGACGAUGACAAAAACAAUGAUGGCUACAUAGACUAUGCAGAGUUUGCAAAGUCUCUGGAGUAAGAGAUGUGAAGGAAAGAGAGAGAUACGAGGAGACAGGCCUUGCCUUACCACAGACUGGCCUCACACACACACACACACACACACACACACACAUGCUUACUGCUGUCCAAUCAACCAUUUCUACUGAAUUCAGAACAUGGAACAUGCUGUUUACGGUUUUCUGUUUGGAUCUCAAUAUUUUUCUUUGUUGAGACUGUGACAUUACAGGCUCAGCUGAUAUUUGAGUUGUAUGUAGUACCUGCCAAAUGUAUACUGUGUAAAUAACAUAAUUACUGAAUAAAAAACCCAUGAUGAAUUGUAA
Alosa alosa (allis shad) is the source of this 941-nucleotide messenger RNA. It is a transcript of the gene mcfd2, whose product is annotated as multiple coagulation factor deficiency 2, ER cargo receptor complex subunit. NCBI's taxonomy places the organism in Eukaryota, Metazoa, Chordata, Actinopteri, Clupeiformes, Clupeidae. The record is from RefSeq and is a predicted model, not a curated record. The coding region runs from base 170 to 640 and encodes 156 amino acids. The transcript has 4 exons. Gene Ontology annotation, molecular function: calcium ion binding.